AUCAAGUCGACUGUGACAAUGUGCAGGAAAACGUAUAUAUGGAAGAAAUAGAUGAUGACACAGCCAUACUUCUGCAAGUUGUUGAGGAUGAUGAGGAUAAUACCGAAAAUAAUAAAACGGACUGGGGUAACUAUAAACCAGAAGAUUUUAAGAAACCUUUACAUCCAAAACUAUUACCAAAGCAAAAAAAAUGAAUCAUCAUCAAGGAAGGUGCCUUUAAAUGAAACUACAGCUACUGAUGAUAAUUUAUUUUCAACAGCACAUUGGACUAGUAGAAAUAGACCUGUUAUUUCUACUUUAGCUUCUUCAGAGUUAUCAAAAAAAUACAAUAAGCUUGCCGAACUGAAAAUUGAAUUGGUACAAGUAGAAUUGGAUAGACUUAAAGCUGAACAGGAAAUUAAAAAAGAAAGAGAUUUAGUAGAAUUUGAAUUGAGAAGGAAAUUUUUAGAACUAGACUUGAAAAUUAAACACAUAUUUUUAGAAAAAAUGGGGUCAGAAGUGAACCCAUUCAGUUUUAAUUUCAAUUCUUAACUUUGUUCUAUUCUUCUGAUAAGUUGAGUGGUAGACUUAUA
Messenger RNA from Anoplophora glabripennis (Asian longhorned beetle), 572 nucleotides. RefSeq lists its product as uncharacterized. Lineage: Eukaryota; Metazoa; Arthropoda; Insecta; Coleoptera; Cerambycidae. Bases 52 to 531 code for a protein of 159 amino acids. The transcript has 2 exons. The record is from RefSeq and is a predicted model, not a curated record.